UCAUGUGACCCCGCCCUUUGAGGAACUUAAGGACCAGGGAGUUCUGGCAACGGCAGAGACAGAGCAGUUAGACACACCUGUUGUUUGGGAGCGGGUGGCUCGAAACAAAAGAAAAUAUUUGCCGGACCAAGUGGAUUUUCAAGGUGUGCGGGUCGAGGCGAACAUUGGAAAAUGGCUCUUGAUGAAAUAAAGUCCACGGCUGCGCUCAUCUAUGAUGAGUUCAUUCAAAAUGCAGAUUCCAGGACAGAGAACUGGUUCCUCAUGCCAUCUCCUGUCCCCCAAACCAUCAUUAUUGUGGCAUACAUUUACUUUGUGACUUCACUGGGGCCCAGAAUAAUGGAGAACCGCAAAGCCCUCGACCUCAAAAGAGUCCUCAUCGUGUACAACUUCAGCGUGGUGGCUCUCUCGCUCUAUAUGUGUUAUGAGUUUGUGAUGUCAGGAUGGGGAACGGGAUACUCAUUUCAAUGUGACGUGCUAGACUAUUCUGAAUCGCCACAAGCAAUGAGGAUGGCAGCAACGUGUUGGCUUUACUACUUCUCAAAGUUUAUUGAAUUGUUGGACACAAUCUUCUUCGUCUUGAGGAAGAAAAACAGCCAGGUGACGUUUCUUCAUGUCUUCCAUCACUCCAUUAUGCCCUUCACCUGGUGGUUUGGUGUCCGUUUUUCACCAGGUGGAAUGGGGACAUUCCAUGCUCUUCUGAACUGUGUGGUUCACGUCAUCAUGUACACGUACUAUGGGCUGACUGCCAUGGGCCCCAAAUACCAAAAGUACCUGUGGUGGAAGAAGCACCUCACAUCCGUCCAGCUGAUCCAGUUUGUCAUGGUGACCAGCCACAUCUCCCAAUAUUUCUUCUUGAAGGACUGCCCCUACCAGUUCCCCAUCUUUAUUUACAUAAUCUUCCUGUACGGCGUGAUUUUCCUGCUUCUCUUCCUCAACUUCUGGUACCACGCCUACACGAAGGGCAAGAGGCUGCCGAAGGUGCUGCAAGCCCAGACAUGGGCACACCACACAAACGGAGUCAUGAAUGGAAACGCCAAUCACGACAAGGAUGAGUGACGCAGGAUUAUUGGUUUAGUGGCUUUGAGAUCGUUGGCGCACAAAAGCCAUUGUUGUAGCCUGGGAUUCAAUGCUUUGGACUGCCGGACAAGUUCCUUUUCUCUACUUGCAACUGUAAGACAAUCCCUAUGACCAAAGGUUAAACAUAUUCAGUUAACUUAAGCAACAGGUUUUAACUACCCCCCCUCCCCCCCUUUUUUUGUUUUGUUUACUAGUUAUAACUCAGAUGUAUACAUUUUUAAUACCCCUGCUAAAAUAUAAUUCAGUCUUUGGCCAUGAAGCAUUACCAAAGAAAAUAUUGCCAGGCUUUAAAAGUUAAAGACAGUGGUGCUGUGCUUAAAACCAUUUUUACUUUUGUGACUCUAUCGUUCUUCUCAGACUUUAAAAGAUUAACAUUUUUAAAGUUGUGCACUACCGUUCACGCUAAAUAUCAACAGUUCUGGUUAAGUUUGUUUGUAUUCUACUCUUUUAAAGUUCUACAUCUCCGCAUGCACAUCGCUUACUGUUACCAGACCUCUCCAUACUGAUCACAGCUGCUGAUUGAACAGAUGAGCACUGAAGAGCAUCUUUAUUUUGUACAGCAGGUAUUUUUUUUUUGCUUUUAUUUUGAACUCUAUGAAGCAUUGGUAUGUUACACAUGUAAGAUGACCGGGACGGAUCACUGUUGUUCUUGUAGGAUCCAUAGCAGACCUUCAUUUUACUGAGGCAUAUUGCAAUACAACACUUACAGGAAAUGGUUGUUCAGUUUAAGUGCGAACAAUUUAAUUUUCCUGCAUUUUAGCUGUGUGCUAAUGAAGUCUUCAGAUUACUCAGACCAGCGUCUUUGACUCUGGACUGUUUAUGUCUGACAUGAUCUUGAACAAGGAAGUGAAUGUAAAUUUAUUCUGCUGGUAACUGAGGACACAUGAUUCAACUUUAUGAAAGAGGUUCACUUUUUUUUUUUUUUGUCAUUUUU
Messenger RNA from Oryzias melastigma (Indian medaka), 2011 nucleotides. RefSeq names its product ELOVL fatty acid elongase 7a (gene elovl7a). Gene Ontology annotation, biological process: fatty acid elongation, polyunsaturated fatty acid; fatty acid elongation, monounsaturated fatty acid; sphingolipid biosynthetic process. NCBI's taxonomy places the organism in Eukaryota, Metazoa, Chordata, Actinopteri, Beloniformes, Adrianichthyidae. Gene Ontology annotation, molecular function: fatty acid elongase activity. The coding region runs from base 172 to 1056 and encodes 294 amino acids. The transcript has 8 exons. Gene Ontology annotation, cellular component: endoplasmic reticulum; endoplasmic reticulum membrane. The record is from RefSeq and is a predicted model, not a curated record.